Molecule: messenger RNA, 2475 nt
Organism: Penicillium canescens
Lineage: Eukaryota; Fungi; Ascomycota; Eurotiomycetes; Eurotiales; Aspergillaceae
Exons: 3
Coding region: 1-2475 (824 amino acids)
Source: RefSeq, a predicted model, not a curated record
AUGGCCGACUUGGAUGCCGAUAAGCCCGACCCGAUGUCGUCAGACGAGGAGGGCUUCGUCUCCAGCGAAAGCACCGCCUCAGUCGAGCUGGAAUCCUACGCAAAGAGAAAUCUCACUCUCGCGCUGGGAAAGCUACGUUUGGAACAGGAGGACGUGAACCGAUUCUCCGACCAAGGCGCUACCCCAUCGACUCCCCGCACGGAAGGCCGAAGUCAAACGCCUCCAGAUCUCAAGAUGCCGAAAAAGCCACGACUCUUGUUGGAUUUGCCUUUGGAUGUGUUGAAGGAGAUUAUCAAAGAGGUCACGCAUACAAAUGACCUGACAUCGCUCGCCCUAACAUGCUCUGCCCUCCAUGCGUUGGCUAUUCCGCACAUGUACUCCCGGUUCGACAUCGUCUGGCCAGAGUCACUGAACCCAUCAACGGAGGACUACUCGGGAGUGGAUGCUCUGUCUUAUGGCUUGUCGACAUUGGUAAUGGGCGAAGAUGUGUUUAGUCGGCUGCCACUGUUCCAUGACAGUCAGCCGAGCAACUGUACACACUGCGGUUGUCAUUGCCCACCACAUCCAAAUCCCCCAUCGGCAAACAACGAAGUCAGUGGGCGGUCGCGACGAGGGAAUCACUAUGCGCAAUACACUCGCACAUUCUCCAUUGGAAAUGGUCCGUUGAGCUGGGUCCAGGAAUACUCAGUGACCAAAGAAGUGGGUAAGAUGCUAGGGACGCUGGUUGCAUUGGCCGUUGCGCGGAUGAUCAAUCUCGAGGCUUUCGUCUGGGACAUGCCGACUGGAGUGGUUCGUGAAAUCUGGUUGGCGCUUGCAUCUUUGGCGGAUCGGCCAGGACAUGAAUGUCGCUUAGAGCGCAUUUGGGUGCGCUGGCAUGACAAUUCAGAGAAUGCUCUACGCAAUCUGUCUGCACCGGCAACGAGGCUCUUCCAGAAAUACAAACAUGUCGAACACCCUUCGUUGUCUGUAUUGCCUCCGCUUAAGAGCGUGGCUGUCCUUGACAUAGAUGAGCCGGCGUAUGUGGAAGAGCUGGCUCUUCUUAUUGAGCGAUCGCGUCAUCGCCUGACUGAGCUUCGAAUUGGCAUUGCCGAAAAAGCCCACAUGAGCGCGUGGCUACUAUGUGGGACGAACUCGGAGUCUGCAUCCAGUUGGCCCCGUGCAGAUGGCAUUCUGGGAAUCCUGAAACGACGCCAUUCGUGUGACCAACAGGAUGAUGUUACUGCAGCCUCCCCUAUCAAAGUUUUGAUCGCACCUGACAGUGCGACUGACGUCGCCACCAAGUGGUCGACACCUGCUGAGAACGAGGAAACCCUCUCUCCAGCAGAACAGUUACUUCCCAGUGCUGAGAAGAGCAAACGGUUGCCACAAGAUUCUGGUUUGCCCAAUCGGACUACUCGUUCGCCAGUGUCUGCCUUUGAAGCGGAUUCUGAUAUGCUUAACCUCGAUGUACUCGAAUUGGAACGUGUUCCACUCUCUGUACCCACAUUACUGCCAGCCGUUGACUGGACCAAACUCACCACUCUAACUGUCAUGCAAUGUGCUGACCAUGAAAAGCUUUGGCGGGCUCUUCGCCGAAAAUAUGCACCUCCUCCGGCACCGGUGAAGCGCCAGGACAAACCAGAUCGCCGAUUGAGUGAAAGCUCGGUUGACUUCCCGCUUAAACUGAAACACAUCCGUACAGAUAAUGUUUCACCCUAUUUGAUACUCUUCAUCAAGGAUGCAUUGGCAUCGAAUACCUUAGAAAGUGUCUUCUUGCAUGAAGCGCCGGGUCACGAAUCUUCUGUGCAAAUUGACGCCAUUUACCGGCACAUCCUACGAAAGCAUCGCAAGAGUCUGCGGAAGGUUCUUAUCGAUGGCACUGAUCGCAAGAUUGGCAGUGGGUAUUCCGGCUCGCGGUGGCAUAAAUGGAUGUUUACUCAUGACAUGAUAUCGUUUGUCACGAGUGGGAAAAUGCCGCAGCUGAAGGAGCUGGGCAUGGCGAUGAAUUAUGCCGAUUGGCAUUUCUUUCUCCAGAGGUUGCCAAACAUGCCCCAGCUUCGAGCGUUAUACCUACCAAACAUCGGCAACACCGUCCAUCGUGAUCUGAAAGAGCUAGCUCUCCAAGUUCUGGACAUCGUCAGCAUCCGUCCCGAUCUCAAAAUCGCCUACAUCGGUCUCCACGUCAAGUGCUUCCAAAUCCUCGAAGCCAGACAUGAUGAUAACCCCGCCGAUUUCGACGACAACCCUACGGCCGAUAACUCCCCGGCGCCCACUGAGGAGGAUGAAGACCCAUCGACCAACGGCAACCCCACCUUCGAAGACCACAGUGACGAUGACGAUUCAUUCAACGCAGACGUCCUUUCCAGUAAUCCGGAAGACUACGAUACCGACCCAGACGACGAUCAGAGUACCUCGCGCAUUCGCUACCGACUGCAGGAGAUUCUGUUUUAUGACGAGAAGGUUUCCAUUUUCAAGGCGCGACACGGUGUUUUAUGA